Messenger RNA from Nematolebias whitei (Rio pearlfish), 414 nucleotides. RefSeq names its product C-C motif chemokine 20-like (gene ccl20l). Gene Ontology annotation, molecular function: chemokine activity; CCR chemokine receptor binding. NCBI's taxonomy places the organism in Eukaryota, Metazoa, Chordata, Actinopteri, Cyprinodontiformes, Rivulidae. The record is from RefSeq and is a predicted model, not a curated record. Gene Ontology annotation, cellular component: extracellular region. Bases 1 to 414 code for a protein of 137 amino acids. The transcript is spliced from 4 exons. Gene Ontology annotation, biological process: immune response; lymphocyte chemotaxis; cellular response to type II interferon.
AUGACUCCCGCAGGGAUCACCAUGACGACCAUUCUCCUCUUCUUCAUAGUGGGAAUACUCGGUCCAGCUCCAGCUACCAGUUCCCGUCUGAGCAAAACUUGUUGUACACGAUACAAUAAGAAACCCGUGCCCUUUGCUCGUAUAAAGGGCUACAGAGAACAAACCACCGAGGAAAACUGCCGUAUUGAUGCAAUCAUCUUCUACACCAUUAAUAACUAUGAGGUUUGUGCGACUCGUCAGGAUGAAUGGGUGAAAAACGUCCUGUUUCUUCUCAGCUCAAAACUGAAGAACAUGUCCAAAACCACCAAAAACACAAAAGAGGUGACGGGAAAAUCUGAAAUUACUUCGACGCACGAUGGAAGUGGAGCUUCCUUCAACACAGCAGACGUCUUCGACAGUGAAAAUUCUCAUUAG